UACAGCUAUCAAAGGACCAUAUAUAUGUAUGUAUGUACAUAAUACUUUCAGCUUUAUUAAUCCCAUUGCAAGAAACAAAAAAUUUCUAGCUUGCUGCUGCUUAGUAGUAAAUUAUGUCUCAUUAUUCUGCUGGCUCUCAAGAGAGUGACUAUGGCGACCCGACCAAUUUUGAGCUCUCAGAAUUCUUGAUGUUCGAUGAGUGGAUAGAGGAUGCUAAUGAUCAAUCAUCUCUUCUUUCUGGCUCUAUCCAGAAUCCGGUUUAUCGAGCACAUGUUGUCGGCGAGUCAGGUGGAGCGAUAAGCCCUUAUGGUGAGCACAGCAACGCAGGAGAGGGAAGAGAAGGCAGCAGGGAGAAGAAGGGUGUUAAAGAAAGGGUGGCAUUCAAGACAAAAUCAGAAAUUGAGAUACUGGAUGAUGGGUUCAAAUGGAGGAAGUAUGGCAAGAAGAUGGUCAAGAAUAGCCCAAAUCCAAGGAACUAUUAUCGGUGUUCGGUUGAAGGCUGCCCUGUCAAGAAGAGAGUAGAAAGAGAUAAAGAUGAUUUAAGAUUCGUAAUAACUACCUACGAAGGCAUCCACAAUCAUCCAAGCUCCUGUUAAUCCUCAAGUUUUAUUAUUAAUUGCUGCUUUCAUUAUGCGGAGUUUCAGGCUAGCUUGCGCAGUCGCACUUUUUAACCAUAUAUAUGUAAUUAGCCUAAGGACGAUUUACAGAUUAAGAAAUAUGGAAUUAUCUUUGUGAGACUAUGAAGUAGACCUUAAUGAAUACGGUAUAAUGAGUCUACUCAUCGUCGUCCCACUUCUUCCCUUUCUUUAAGCUAGCAUUUGGGACAAUCCAGGUACGAAUAGAGCUGUGAAAAUCAAAGCAAAUAAUUAAUAGUUUAGCAGCUCUAUCGGAGAUAAUUAUUAUCAACUUUAUAUUUAGUUGCUAAA
Molecule: messenger RNA, 926 nt
Organism: Ricinus communis (castor bean)
Lineage: Eukaryota; Viridiplantae; Streptophyta; Magnoliopsida; Malpighiales; Euphorbiaceae
Product: probable WRKY transcription factor 50
Exons: 3
Coding region: 114-596 (160 amino acids)
Biological process (GO): regulation of DNA-templated transcription
Molecular function (GO): sequence-specific DNA binding; DNA-binding transcription factor activity
Source: RefSeq, a predicted model, not a curated record